Messenger RNA from Stegodyphus dumicola, 1796 nucleotides. It is a transcript of the gene mahj, whose product is annotated as LisH and WD40 domain-containing protein mahjong. Gene Ontology annotation, biological process: protein ubiquitination. The record is from RefSeq and is a predicted model, not a curated record. Lineage: Eukaryota; Metazoa; Arthropoda; Arachnida; Araneae; Eresidae. Gene Ontology annotation, molecular function: protein binding. Gene Ontology annotation, cellular component: nucleus; Cul4-RING E3 ubiquitin ligase complex.
UUCCUAUGUUAAGUUGUUCAACAAUAUCGUGAUAAAAUGUGGUGUUUGUUAUUUGCGUUUUUCUAAAGUGUGCGUCGUGUGAGAUAAGUGAACCAAACUUCUAGGAAGAUGGAAAAUGUUCAAGAAGUCUCGAGGUUACUUGCUCAGUGGGAGUCGCAGAAUAGUGCAGGAGCCGAUGUGACAGACACAUUAAAACAACUAGCUGAAAUUUUUGAAGCAGAAACAGAAGCUUUUUUAAAGCAAGAUCCAGAUCCGUUUGAUGACAGACAUCCUAGUCGCUUGCAACCAGAUUGUACUCUCGGACAUAUGCUGAAAACCAUUUUUAGGAAUGAAAACUUCGUAGAUGCGAUGGUUAAAACUUAUUGUCGGAGGGAUGCAGAAGAGCUCAACACUGCAGUUUGUCGUCUUCUGCUGGAUAUACUGCCUGGGUUGGAAAAUGUCAUUUUCCAAGAGGAUGGAUUUGUUCCAAAGCUGUUUCAUUGGGCAGAGAAAGCUCGUAAUCCCUUGCAGUCAUAUGCAACAGGACUUUUAGGUGCUGCAAUGGAUGUCCCUGAAAUAGCUGCAAAUUAUCGAGACAGAAAUGCUUACUUUGUUCCGUUAAUGUUGCGGAGACUGCAAGAACUCAGUGUUUCUUAUCUUCGAAACUGUGAUUCUACGAUCAGGGAAAAUGGUCCUGGCACUUCCAAACAGUUUGCCUUCUCACACUGUAAUUCAAAUGAAGCAAAAUCCCCUAGUCCUUCAGAAGAUCAACAGAAAAGCAGUUCACAAUUCUGCGAAAAGGCUAAAACUGUUAAUCGAAAUGGUGUAAAUAAAAGAAGUCUUGCGCAUGAAAGUGAAAAAGAGCAAUACAUACAUUCAUAUAUGAUAGGUUGCUAUCAAGUAUACCCUCUAACUCCAGUAAUGCAACAGAGGUAUAUUUUGCAGUAUUUAACACCAAUGGGAGAAUAUCAAGAUCUGAUUGGGCACAUUUUUGAAGCAAAUGCACUCAAUUUGAUUGUUCGAUACAUCGAUUUGCAGCAAAAUCCUAAUGUCCAGCUUGCCUUUGAAGCACUUAAAUACCUGGCAUCAUUACUGUGUCACAAGAAAAUUGCAAUUGAAUUCCUAAACACUGGAGGUUUGCAGUUGCUUCUGAGGAUUCCUUAUCCAUCUAUAGCAGCCACUGGGGUGUCACUAUGUUUAUAUUACUUAGCAUACAUUGAAGAGGCUAUGGAAAAGAUAUGUUUGCUGCCUUCAUCCAUUGUAACAAAUCUAGUCAGUUAUGCACUUUGGCUUCUCGAAUGUUCCCAUGACUCAAGCCGAUGCCAUGCAACCAUGUUUUUUGGAUUUGCUUUUGCAUUUAGAAGCAUCCUAAUGCACUUUGACAAACAAGAUGGCCUUCGCAAGUUGUUCAAUGUUAUGUCAACUUUAGAUGUUCGCACUAGAAACAGGAAUUUAAGUGACGAUCAAAUAUUUUCGAACCGGCAGACAACUAGGCAUGUCUGUGUGGCCCUGAAGCGAUACUUUGAAGCCCAUUUAGCUCUACUAGUGGAAGAAAAAAAUUGUUUUACUUCUCUGAAACAAGAUAUAUUAAUGAAUCAUAAUCCUCCAAAGCAGGAUCAAACAAAAUGUGAUUCUAAAUUUUAUAAGGCUUUAGAUUUAACAUAUGAAAGUAUUGAACAUAACAUUCAGAUGCUGCAUGACUCUUCAGUGACACCUAUGCUGCGCUGGAGGCCUGUGGACAAAUUUUUGCAUUUUGAAGGUGUUUCAUUUCUAUUAGAACUUAUAUCAGCAUAUUUUGAGCUUAGUUAUUCAGGAAG